AUGACUAAUACUAUCAAUAUCAUUAAUCGAACUGAUCGGUCAACAAAACUCGGAUUCUUUCCCAAUCUCGGUCCCUAUCAACCAUCGUUCAACGCUGAAAGAACGAUUGAUAUCGCAGCUGGUGAAAAUCAAUUAGUUGAACUUGAUCACGGAUGGGAAGGUCGAAUUCAAAAAUUAACUGGUGCACCAAAUGAUCCUGCAACAUGGGCAGAAAUUCAUUUUAAUGCUUUUCAAAAUAUGACAUUUGUUGAUAUAAGUUUAAUCAGAGGUUAUAAUGGUUCAUUAGUUUUUACAAGUAACGAUGGUUCUUUAAAGACUGGUGUUAAAGAUAAUCUCUUCUUUAAUGCACCGAAUCAAUUCAAACUUAAAGAUUCACAAGGAAAUCAUGUUCUCGAUGCAACAGAACCUUAUACAGGUGGACAAAAUAUGGACUUGAUUUCCUAUUAUCGUAGUAGAGUACCUAUUGGACAAGGAUAUAUCGUUCCAGAUGAUCAUUCUAGUUCACAUGGUACACAAGAUACACAUAUUAAACUUGAGAUUUAUUCAUAG
This is a messenger RNA of Adineta ricciae, 549 nucleotides long. Lineage: Eukaryota; Metazoa; Rotifera; Eurotatoria; Adinetida; Adinetidae. The record is from the annotation of a GenBank genome assembly.